Molecule: messenger RNA, 3062 nt
Organism: Drosophila eugracilis
Lineage: Eukaryota; Metazoa; Arthropoda; Insecta; Diptera; Drosophilidae
Gene: RanBPM
Product: ran-binding proteins 9/10 homolog
Exons: 12
Coding region: 129-3062 (977 amino acids)
Biological process (GO): cytoskeleton organization; cell surface receptor signaling pathway
Cellular component (GO): cytoplasm
Molecular function (GO): protein binding
Source: RefSeq, a predicted model, not a curated record
AUUUGUGUUCCAGCUCUAUAGCAUAAAAAAUUCGUAGAUUUAACAGCGCAUAGCAACUGCUCGAAGCCUCCUUUUGCAACCACAACAAGAUAAACAACAACAGUAGCAACAAUAACGUCAGCCAUAACAUGGAGAACGUCGAUGAGGCCCCACCACUCUCUUCGGAGAGCAACAGCAAUAGCAACAACAGCAGCGCCAGCAGCAGCUCUCACCAGCUCUCUCAAUCGGGAGCGGGUCCCAUGGGCGCCGAAAUCGCCCCCACUUCGUCUCAGUCACUGUCUCGUUCACACUCUCAUUCGCCCUCGCCAUCCCCCUCUCAAUCCAAUCCCGAUCACCCGAAUCCCCCAUUAAAUGCAUUUGAAAUGGAGGCUAGAGAGAAUUCAUCGCAUGAUCACUCACCCACUCCUACUUUCCACCAGACUGCACCGCCACCCACGACUCCAUCGACGGCACCGCAGCAAGAAGAGCGGGAGCAGCCAGAGCAGCAAUAUCCGGCCUUGCACGACCAAGAUCAGCAGCCACAGCCGCAGGAUCAGCAGGAAAUUUCGACUUUGCAGGACCAAGAGUCACAUCCACUGCAGGAUCAGCAACAUAAUCAAAAUCCACCCCAAGAUCAGCAAUUACAAGCAUUGCAGGAUCAACAUCAAGCGCAAAAUCGGGAAUUGCAACAUAUAGAGGGACUAAUACGUCACCCGGAGUUGCCAAACCCAGAAGUAUCGCUGGAAAAUCAACAGCAACCAGGACAAGGCGACACCGACGAACAGCCGGAUGAGGCACAAGUUCGAGAGCCCGAAGUCCAAGCAGAAGCCGAACCACCACCACCGCUGCUUCUUGAAGAUUUGGACGAGCAGGACUCCGAGUCGCAAGAACUGAACGAACACCAGCCGGCAGUGAUCAUAGACGCCAACGCCAUAGCCGAAACUAUAGACGCCAACGCCGUGGAGCGCAUCGACGACUACGAAGACGACGACGAGGAGGUGGAUGAAGAGGAGGAGGUAGUGGACGACCGGGUCGAUAGAGCCGGUGAGGUCGCAUCCGUUUCCGGAGCCCAGCGGCUGCACUCGGUUGCCGUUUUGCCGCGCUACUCCUCAGCUUCACGUGUACCACGAAGCAGCAGCAGUAGCAACAACAAUAAUAAUAACAACAAUAAUAAUAGCAAUCAUAAUAAUAACAAUAACAGCAGCAGCAGCGGUCUAUCGCGACGAACUCGCCAUUUUUAUAGCAACAACGGCAGUCACUUCAGCAACGACAUGUUCCCCAGCCACGCCCCCCGCAGCAGCACCCAGACAUCAUCGCCCCGGGUCGGAGGUCGUCGCCAUCACUCGACCACGGCUGCCACCUCGAACUCUCCACAGCACCAGGGCGUGGAUCCCUUAAGGUUGCUCUAUCCCAAUGUCAACGAAAGCGAAACACCGCUGCCCAGGUGCUGGAGCCCACAUGACAAGUGCUUGUCCAUUGGAUUGUCACAGAACAACCUAAGGGUCACCUACAAGGGAGUGGGUAAACAGCAUAGUGAUGCCGCCUCCGUGCGCACUGCCUAUCCGAUACCGUCCUCCUGCGGUCUCUACUACUUCGAGGUGCGGAUUAUCUCCAAGGGACGCAAUGGCUACAUGGGCAUCGGUCUGACCGCUCAGCAGUUCCGGAUGAACCGUCUGCCAGUAGGUUGGGACAAGCAGUCAUACGGUUACCAUGGCGACGAUGGUAACUCAUUCAGCUCCUCUGGAAAUGGCCAGACCUAUGGGCCCACCUUUACCACCGGCGAUGUGAUUGGAUGCUGCGUGAACUUUGUGAACAACACUUGCUUCUACACCAAGAACGGAGUGGAUUUGGGCAUCGCAUUUAGGGAUUUACCGACCAAGCUAUAUCCGACUGUGGGACUACAGACUCCCGGCGAGGAAGUAGAUGCUAACUUUGGUCAGGAACCAUUUAAGUUCGACAAGAUCGUCGAUAUGAUGAAGGAGAUGCGCUCAAAUGUGCUGCGCAAGAUUGACAGAUAUCCACAUCUCCUGGAAACUCCAGAGAAUCUGAUGAAUCGUCUGGUUUCCACCUAUCUGGUGCAUAAUGCCUUUAGCAAGACCGCCGAGGCCUUCAAUGGCUAUACAAACCAGAGUUUCGACGAAGACUUGGCAUCCAUCAAGAUACGACAAAAGAUCAUAAAGCUCAUUCUGACAGGCAAAAUGAGCCAAGCUAUCGAGCACACAUUACGUUCUUUUCCCGGACUUCUGGAAAACAAUAAGAACCUCUGGUUCGCCCUGAAGUGCCGCCAAUUUAUUGAAAUGAUCAAUGGAGCAGACAUUGAGAAUGUCAACAACAAAGUAACCGCCACUACACAGACCAUGCCCACAAACCAGACGUCCGUGAUACAGUCCACCAAGGCGUUCAAGCACAGCAAGAGCGGCAAUGGCAAUGGCAACGUCAACAUUAAUCAGACUCAACAACAACAGAACAACACUGCGAUUCCAGCUGUGAUAAAGCCACAAGGCGGCGGCGAUAAGCCAGAAAUCAAAAACAUGAUGGUUGAUGACAACUCCAACAAGUGCGUGGAGCACGAUAGCAACAGCAUGGACGUGGAAAUGGAGCCCUGCCAGAGUCACUCCAACGGCGGCGAUUCCUGUUCUAAUGGCAAUGCCAGCGCUGUGCGCAACUCUCUAGAUGCCAUCGACGAGGAAAUGGAUGUAGAUGUUUCACCCUCUUCGCGCAGCUGUGGCCGUGUGAUCGAGAAGAUCCUUGAGUUUGGCAAGGAACUGUCCAGUAUGGGCCAGCAGCUCGAGAAGGAGAACCUCAUGACUGAAGAGGAGCGUCAAAUGUUGGAGGAUGCAUUUAGCUUGAUUGCUUACUCAAAUCCCUGGUCCAGUCCGCUGGGCUGGCUUUUGUGUCCCUCGCGACGUGAGAACGUUUCCACCACACUCAAUUCGGCCAUAUUGGAGUCACUGAACUGCGAGCGCCGUCCGCCGCUGGAGUAUCUGGUGGCUCACGCCUCCGAGCUGAUCAAGGUGAUUGGACAGCACUCGCUGGGCGAGGACGCUUUCAUUACAAUCGACGAUGUGUUCCCGCAAAAUUGA